This is a messenger RNA of Sardina pilchardus (European sardine), 7482 nucleotides long. It is a transcript of the gene nhsl1a, whose product is annotated as NHS-like 1a. The coding region runs from base 1 to 5937 and encodes 1978 amino acids. Lineage: Eukaryota; Metazoa; Chordata; Actinopteri; Clupeiformes; Clupeidae. Gene Ontology annotation, biological process: cell differentiation. The record is from RefSeq and is a predicted model, not a curated record. The transcript is spliced from 9 exons.
AUGGUGUUCAUCGGCACCACGCUCAAAUCGGUCAUCAAGUACUUCAAGAAGAAGGGUAUUGACGAGGCGCUCCCAUGCCCGCUGGUGAUCGACUGGCAUCCGGGAUCAGCCGUGGCUCAGAGCUCCCAGCGGGAGAGUGGCGCGGGCGGGAGAGUGGCGCGGGCGGGCAAGCGAGUAUGCGGGCGAGUGGCGCGGGCGGGAGAGUGGCGCGGGCGCGCGGGCACUCAGGGGCUGCCCUCUGACAGCGCCCUAAUCAAAUUAAGAGCCCAGCCGUGGGCACGGAGCAGACGAGCGCUCUGUUCUCCCACCCUGCUGCCCAAACGCCUCCUGCCCGUCCCACGGCCGCUCCCCGUGUCCAGCCUGGACGAUGAGAGCAAGUGGACGGUGCACUACCAGGCCCCGUGGCACCAGCAGGAGAACGUCUUCCUGCCCGGCGCCAGACCACCCUGCGUGGAGGACCUGCACACACAGGCCAAGGUCAACCUCAAGACCGCCCUCAGAGAAUGUGACAACUUGAGGAAAGAUGGCUUCCGCAGUUCUCAGUACUACUCCCAGGGUCCGGCCUUCUCCUCGUCCAGCCUGUCCGACAGCGUCCACAGCCGUGCGGACACAGACGAGCGGGACAAGAAGUCUUCCGGCUCGUCCCCUGAAGAGGAGAGCCUGGUCUACAUCCGGGCGCACACGCCGCUCAUCGAGGACCUGAACGGACACGACAGCAGCGUCCACCACAGCAGCGUCCACUCCAUCUGGAACAAGUCCCGCCCACUGCCCACUCCAGAGGAGAAGAUGAGGCAGCAGGCCAAGUCCGUGCUCACCGACAUCGUCCCCAUCAACAUCACAGGCGAGACCUUUGACCGCCAGGCCAGCUUCCGGCGCUCCAUGGUCAACACUGACACAGUGAUCCGACGGCCCAAGAAGGUCCGCAGGAGAAAGACUAUAACAGGAGUGCCGGACAACAUCCAGAGGGAACUAGCGCCGCACGGUCAGGACGAUGCCCGAGCCCACUCCAUGUAUCUGCCGGGUCAGUACUCGUCUCUGGGCCGGACCCGGACCAGCAGCACCAACUCCACCCUGCGGCACUCUCUGACGCGCGACUCCAGCUGCCAGACGGAGGAGGUGAAGACGGUGCCGCCGUCCAUGCGCCGCAUCCGUGCCCAGCGCGGCCAGGGCAUCGCCGCCCAGAUGGCCAACGUCUCCACGUCCUCCUCCGGGAGCCUGUCGGCCGCCAGCGACUGCACCGGCCUCCUCGUCUUCCCCCCCCCGCAGGCACAGCAGGCCAACAGCAACAGCAGUGACCAGGGCUUCCACAGCCUGCCCCGGCCCGGGGCCAGACCCGCCGGACAGUGCGACUCUGGCAACUACGCCGUCGGCCAUUACCGCAUGACCAACGGCUCGUCACACACCCUGCCCCACCAGGUGGCCGUCGGACAGGCCAGCGACCACUCCCUGCAUCCGGCCGCCUCUCUGCGGACCAACGGGUUGGCCAGCCCCAAGUUCCAGGGCUCCUCCCCCGGCGACUACACGGGUCUUUUCAACGGCUCCGCCCCUCUCAGCGCCAACGGGACGCUGCUAAACCCGGCGGACUUCGAGGGCUCGGCGUACGAGAACGCCGGCAUCUACAUGCCGUCCACGGAGCCCUUCCCCGUGGACGGCCCGCCGAGCACGCCCGGCUCGUCCCGCUGCCAGUCCACCGCCUCCGUGUCCACCACGGGCGUCGCCACGGAGACGGAGUCGCAGUGCAGCACGCUGGACGGUCGCCACGGCGGCAGCAGCAGCCCGAGCUACACGCGCCGCGAGUCCAGCAGCAGCACGCAGAGCUGCGGCACGCUGACCUCCGACCCCUGGGGCUACGACAACGUCACGCCGCCGCCCCUCAAGCCCGACCUCGCGUCCGGCUGCUCGUCCCCCGUCCACCACCUGUACGCCAGCUCCGAGCACUCGCCCAACAAGACGGACUCCAGCUCGCUGUACUCCGUGGACAAUGAGGGCUACUACACGUCCAUGCGGCUGGACUCCGGCCUCAAGUCGCACAGCCACAGCUGCAUCGACCGCGCGGACCGCGCCGAGCAGGCCGGGCGCGACAUCUACGAGUGCCGCAAGCACCACAGCCAGGAUGACCGCAUCAGCCUGGGCAGCAGCAAGUCUCUGAGCCGGAGCAUCUCGCUGCGCAAGGCCAAGAAGCCUCCGCGCCCGCCUGCCCGCACCGACUCCCUCCGCCGCAAAGCGCGUGUUCAGCACCUCAGCGAGUCGCUGCUCAACGAGAAGCUCAUCUCCAGCCUGCAGCACUCGCUCCAGGCGCGCAGCCACAGCACCUCGCUGACCGGGCGCGGCCCCUCGGGCGGCGGUGAUUUCGAGGACCCCUGGGUGCUGCGGCCGAGGAGCCACAGCAACGUGAGCGCGGCGAGCAGCGGAAUGUCCGCGCCGGCCGCUAUGUGUCACGGUCCGGUCGCGCUCAGCGACACCAGCAGCCAGCGCUCGGACUACACCGAGUCGUGGGACUUCCGCUCGGACAAAGGGCCCGCGCAGUCGCCCAGCAACGGCGUGACCGACGACAGCUUGACCAACGGCGCUGUGAGUCACGCUGCCGUGACCAAUGGCGUGAUGGGCGGCGACGGCGUGACCAAUGGCGUGAUGGGCGGCGACGGCGUGACCAAUGGCGGCAUGCCCGCUGAUCUCAUGACCGACGGCUCCUCUCGGAACGGUCACAAGAUGUGCCUGCCGCUGGCGCACGUCAACACGGUCAACGGGCCGAGAUCGAAGACCUCCUCGCCCGAGAAGAUGCACCGCCUGACGUCGCCCUCUAGUGGCUACUCCAGCCAGUCCAACACCCCCACCACAGGGACCCCCACCACGUCAGGCCUGAGGGCCAAGUCCCCCGGCGCCGGGAAGCCCAAGCCCAAGCCCAAGCCCAAGGUGCCGGAGAGGUCAUCCUCGCUGCUGUCCUCUCUCUCCGUGUCGUCUUCGUCCACUUCUCUGUCCUCCACCACCUCUGACACGGGCAAGCUCCCCUCGCCCCCCCCUCCUCCACCUCUCCCUGGCCCCACUCCACCCGCCUCGCCCUCCGCCACCUUCGACUCUCCGCCUCCAACCGCGGACAGCCCGACAUGUGACGCUACUCUGUCACCUCCGCUCACCCCUCAGGCAUCGGUCGUCAGCAGUGACCGGACGUCGUCUCCCCCCACGACUCCAGCUGCAGCAGAGAUGAGUAUGGAGACCUUGUACUCAUCGCCCGGCUUUCCUUCCCCCCCGCCGCCACUAGAGGUCACUCUGGAGUCCCUGUUGCAGUGUGGCAGCACCUCCCCGCUCCCACCUCCCCCUCCACCUCCUCCUCUCCCUUCCAGCCCCACCUCGCCAUCUGGCCUGCCCACGCCCCCUCCUCUGCCACCGUUGCUGGGCAUGGGACCUCCAUCUGCCCCCCUCUUCAGGCUGCCCUCCAGACCUGUGCAGCAGGCAGUGGGCAUGGAGAAGAUGACCACGCCGCCGGCCAGCCCCGGUCACCAUGACAACACCGCCAUGUGGCCGAGGCCGCUGAUCACGGCGGAGGCUCUGCAGAUGGUCCAGCUGCGGUCCGUCAAGAACCUCAAGGUGCUGGAGGACCAAGACGAGGAACCGACAGCUUUGCCCAGCGCAGGGGAACACGUGCAGGAACUGGUUCAUGAGGAAAAGGUUCUGGAGCUGGAGGAACUGAAGAAGUCAGUCUUCCCUGUUCACCUGUCACUGACCACAUGCUCCAGUCCAAUUGAGAAUGGAAUGGAAUUUCCUCCUUCUCCACUGAGGGAACGCCUGGUGAUUCCAGACAGGGAGAACCUUCAGAUGAUUCAAGACACAGAGAACCUUCAGAUGAUUCCUGACACAGAGAACCCUCUGGUGAUUCCAGACAAUGAGACCCCUCUGGUGAUACUAGACAGGGAGAACCCUCUGGUGAUUCUAGACAGAGAGAACCCUCUGGUGAUUCCAGACACAGAGAACCCAGUGAUUACUCUAGGCAGAGAGAACCCUCUGGUUGUUCCAGACACAGAGAACCCAGUGAUUACUCUAGACAGAGAGACCCCUCUGGUGGUUCCAGACACAGAGAACCCAGUGAUUACUCUAGACAGAGAGAACCCUCUGGUGGUUCCAGAGAUUGCCAGUGUCGCUGAGGCUGUGGAAAAGGGCCCAAUGUGCAACGGACAAUCCGACGAUCACGUCUCAGAAGCUCAUGAUGAGUCUACUGGAGAGCCAUCAGUGCAGCCAGAUGACAAAGCCAUGUCACUGGAGAGUCAGAGUCCCCCCACGGCCUCCCCUGUCACCCCUCGAAAGGAGAGUCAGAGUCCCCCCAUGGCCUCUCCUGUCACCCCUCUAAAGGAGAGUCAGAGUCCCCCCAUGGCCUCCCCUGUCACCCCUCAAAAGGAGAGUCAGAGUCCCCCCACAGCCUCCCCUGUCACCCCUCUAAAGGAGAGUCAGACUCCCCCCACAGCCUCCCCUGUCACCCCUCGAAAGGAGAAGCCCCCCGUCUCCCCCAACAAGCCCAAGCUCUCAUUGUUCGUCCCUCUGCUCCCCACGACGACAUCCUUGGAGUGUGUCCAGGUGCUGACCGCCGAGAGCCCCGUUUCCUCCAGCCCGGUCGCCUCCAGCCCAGACGGCCCCCCUCUGUUCGAGGUCAGCGGCGGCCAGUGCUUCACCCUGCACCAGGAGGACGGGGAGGACAGCGACUCGGGCAGCUCCACGCCCAUGCUGCUGACGCAGAGGAGGGACUCGCUGAGCAGCGAGCUGUCGUCCGAGGGGAUGCCCCCGGGGAUGCACAUCCAGGACCUGCUGAUCCAGGAGCAGGACCUCGGCCUGAGCGACGAGAGGAGCACGUCGGACGAGGAUGACCAGGCCGCCAGCUCAGGGUCCUCUGGCUCCAGGGAGGAGGAACAGGGCGUGGUGGCGGACUCUCCCCACAGCAGCGCCACACUGGACACCAGCAGCACCAUCAGCACCAUCAGCAGCAGCUCCAGCAGUGGGGCGCACGGAGACAUGGGCACCCCCACUCGCCCCCGCACCACCGAGGACCUCUUCGCCGUCAUACACAGGUCAAAGAGGAAAGUUCUGGGCCGUGGCGACUGUGAGGAGCUGCUGCUGUCCUCGCCGUCUCCCCCGGUGACCCCGACGGGGUCGUCUCCCGGGGCGACGGCGGCGGCGAUGGCGCCCCCCCACCCCUCCUCCCUGUGGCUGGGGCGUCCGGCGGGGUCCAUCCAGCGCAGCCUGCGGCGCUCGAGCACCAGCAGCGACAGCUUCAAGGCCCUGCUGCUGAAGAAGGGCAGCCGCGCAGAGGGAAGCUUCCGCAUGUCCGCCGCAGAGAUGCUCAAGUGCACCGACCCGCGCAAGCAGCGGCCGCCCAGGACCGACGCCUCUUCCUCCUCCUCCUCCUCCUCCUCCUCUUCCUCCGCGUCCUCGUCGCUGUCCGCUCAGCCGCCCUCGUCCUCCUCCUCCUCGCCCUCCCACGCGGCGACGCCCGGUCCGGUGGAGAACGGCGUGAGCGGAGACUCGUCCCGCCUGUCCCCUGGACGCAGUCGCCGCUCCGUGGUGGAGGAGUGGUGGAGAACCGAGGGCCUGACCCAUCACCUCGCCUCCUCCUCCUCCUCCUCCUCCUCCUCCUCCCCCGGCCACUGCGCCUCCUCUUUCUCCUUCUCCCCCACCUCCCCCACCUCCCCCGGCGCCGUCUUCAUGCCCCCGGGCAAGUCCGCUCGCUCGCGCACGCCCCCGUCUGCCGCCAGCAGCCGGUACAACGCGCGCGGCCGCAUCCCCAGCAGCCCCAUGACGGCCAUCUGCGAGCGCGAGGGAGAGCUGGCCGAGAUGAGUGACGGCUACGAGGACCAAUGGGAGCCCAGCGCCAGGACAAUGGGGCAGCACCGCAGCCCCUUCAGCCUGGCCCUGAGCCCCGGGCCCACACUCUGCAAGGGGGGCAGCGCUUAGGGCCGGAGUGACCCCCCCAUCCUCCCUCCCCCCCCCGGACUGCACUGCGCCUGCCGCAAGGGCGCUUUUAAAGACUCUUUAGGAUUUAACCACAAUUUCACUCUGGACCUCUAAAAUCACCUCAUUUCUGACUUUUUGUUUUUGUUCCUUUUGAGAAAUGGCUCGUGCUAGCCCACCAUUGAACACACUCACGCCAACUCUUAACGGUCAUCCCUAUUGGUUCAGCUGCUUUUCCUUGUCCCUCCAUUUUCCUCUGCGAUAACGGCCUCACCUCACCGGAAGUUAGCACGGAAGCUAGCACCGUUUCCCCCCCUGUGACAUUAACACUGUCGGCCCUUUUUCCAUGUGUCACGUCUCUUACGUUUAUGCUUGUUUUGCAGGUUAGGGUGUUUGGGUACUUUUUAGGCUUCCUGUUGGCUGUGAUGAGUUGGACUUUUGAAGAGGUAAUAUGAGUGAGAACGGGGAAUGAGGGAGUUGAGUGGUUUGGAUUGGAAUGUUGUAGCAGGGAUACAUUAUUAUACUGUAUGCAUAUAGAGUUUGGCUGGAGUUAGCUCUUGGCUAACUAAAAGUUAGCGGGGUGGUGGUGGUGGCAUUCUUCGCAGUGAUCCAAAUGUCACACCGAUCGUGUUCUAACGAGUUGAACUCAGGUGUCGGGAGUGGAGCGCUCCAUGCUGUGAGAAGGAGCUGAGAGAUGGGAUGGGAACGUUCAUUAGCUGGAGAAGAGAAGGUGAGGAACAGACACAAGGAAGGACUCUUUGCAAAGGGGGUUUGUGGAGAAGCUGGUAGAGCUUUUGUUUCAGAUUGUAGAUUUGCACUAAAUUACUGUCUCUUUUCUGACGUGUGCCGUCGUGUUCAGCAGUCCUUGAUUCGAGUGGGGAUCCAGUUAAGCAAUUGAGCUUCUGAAUACCAUUGAGUUUUAUUAAAGGUAUUUAGUAGCCAUGUCUGAAAGUAAAAAAACAAAAUGACAUGCAGUUAAAACGUAUGCUGUAUAUAUUUACCAAUAAUAUUAAGCCCUAUUAUCCUGUAAGUCUUAGACUUCUUUUCUAUCAUUGCCCAAAGUCAGUACUUUGAUUCAUGAUAGCAUGUGGUUGCUAUGGACAUAACCAUGAAUAAAGAUAAGCAUUUUUAAAAGGAAAUUACUGGGCCAUACCUUGUAAAAACAAUCAACGCUUUAAUGAGAUUCAAGCCCCUACACACACACACACACACACACACACACACACACACUCAUCCAAUUUUAUUAUCCAACAGAUGGUUUCGUAAAUGAGUAGGACAAUGUCAAUAUCAAUGUCAAGCAACACCCAUGUCCUUUGUCAUUGGCCUUGGAGAAGAAGAAGAAAAAGAUCCCAACUUUGUACAUUUUUUUAUACCUUUUAUUUUGAACAGGGGGAGUACUUUGUAGUGUUUAGCACACUGAGAUCCCAGACAAUCCCAGUUGUAUAGAGAGAGUACUAGGUGUGGGCCUCUGGGUGCAGAGGCAGGAGCUAGAGCUAUCGAGAGGAGAAGCCUGUAUGCUGACCUGAAGUUUAUCUGUAAUAAACAACA